UUCCAGGAAAUGGAAAAAAAGCCCCGCAUCAAACAAGAAGGAAUAAGGAAAACCCCAUCCUCUCCACAUUUGUCCCUUUCCCGCAUUAAUGCGUUAAUCAAUUGAAUUCUUUAGAUAAUCUUCCAGAUCGGCGUGUAUGAUGUCAAUUAGAGCGCGAAACAGAGAGAUCUGCGCGGACUGCAGCGCUCCCGAUGCUCGUUGGGCUUCAAUCAAUCGUGGCGUUCUGAUCUGUGAUGAAUGCUGCAGUAUUCACAGAGGUCUGGGUCGCCACAGUUCUCAAAUCCGGCACCUGACCCAAACUGUGUGGCCCCCCUCUCAGCUGCAGAUGGUGAAGUCCUUGUACGAUAAUGGAGCAAAUUCAAUCUGGGAACACAGUCUUCUGGAUCCAUCUUCCAUCAUGAGUGGAAAGCGUAAAGCAAACCCUCAUGACCGAGUCCACCCCAACAAAACGGAUUUCAUAAAGGCUAAAUAUCAAAUGCUGGCUUUUGUUCAUCUUAUGCCAUGUCGAGAAGAUGAUAGUGUCACUGCCAAAGACCUAAGCAAGCAACUUCAUGCAAGUGUGAGAACCGGCAAUUUGGAAACGUGUCUAAGGCUGAUUUCAUUGGGAGCGCAGGCUAACUAUUUCCAUCCUGAGAAAGAAAAUACUCCAUUACAUGUGGCAGCUAAAGCAGGCCAGCUGUUACAGGCAGAGCUGCUUACGGUGUAUGGAGCAGAUCCUGGAGCUCAGGACAGUUCUGGGAAUACACCUAUUGACUACGCCAGGCAAGCAGGACACCAGGAGCUCGCUGACAGGCUGGUGGAGAUACAGUUUGAGCUGACAGACAGACUAGCAUUCUAUCUGUGUGGAAGAAAGCCUGAUCAUAAAAACGGUCAAAACUUUCUAAUUCCUCAACUAGCAGACAGCAGUCUUGAUUUGUCAGAAUUGGCCAAAGCAGCAAAGAAGAAACUUCAAUCUCUCAGCAAUCAUCAGUUUGAAGAACUUGCCAUGGACGUUUACGAUGAAGUUGACAGAAGAGAAACAGAUGGAGUGUGGCUUGCAACUCAGAACCACAGUACAUUGGUAACUGACACUACAGUGGUACCUUUCCUCCCUGUCAACCCUGAAUAUUCUUCAACUAGGAAUCAGGGCCGACAAAAGCUUGCGAGAUUCAAUGCACACGAGUUUGCUACGUUGAUUAUUGAUAUUUUAACUGAUGCCAAACGUCGUCAGCAAGGAAAUUCUCCUGAUAAUAUCAAAGAUAAUGUUGAGUUAAUACUGAAGGACAUUGGCAACCGGCACGGCAGUGAAAGUCCAGAGAUUGACCAACCGGAUUAUGACAGUGUGGCUUCAGAUGAGGAUACUGAGCAUGAACCAUCAUCUGGAAAAGACGAGCGGACCAAGAGUUCUGAAUCUUCAGACCUUUCAGACAGCCCCAUCACUGUGCAGGAGUUCAUGGAGGUGAAAAGUGCCCUCAAUGCCUCUGAGGCAAAGAUCCAGCAGCUCCUCAAGGUCAAUUGUCGUCUUAGUGAAGAGCUGAAGCUCAUGCAGGGCAAGUUGAACUCCCUCCAGAAUGAGAACAGCACACUGAAAUGGCAAACUCCUAACAGUUUAGCAAGGCCGCAGGACCUUCCGCACAGGGCACCUCCACGCGGCUGCAGAGCCAUGUCAAUGUAUGAGACCGGCUCCAGUCUGAGGCAGUACCACCCUAGAGGAGAGACCGCCCAUCCUGAAACAACCCUCAUUCUUCAGCCACUGCCUUCUAAUAUUGGCAAGGGUCCCUCCGUGACCACCUUUUCAUCCCUUCCCUCCUUCCCCUCAUCUCUGUCCUGGUCGUGGGAUGAGAGAACUCAAAGGGGCUCCAGCCUAGAUGCCCAGAGCAACAUGCCAGAGAGUGACUAUGACAAUACACUUAACCAUGUCACGUUGGAAGAUCCUGGGUCUACGCAGAGUAACCUCUCCCGAGGGAGCGGCUGGCCAGGCGACGGUACAGAAAGCCCAUCUGAGGUUGCGUGUGACUCCAUUUUACCAUGUACUGAGGAUGUCAUCAGCAAAACAGAGCUGAUCACUAAGAACAUCCAGGAAUUACUUAGAGCUGCGCAGGAUAAUAAGCAUGAGAGCUUUGUCCUGUGUUCGGAAAGAAUUCUUGUUGCAGUGACAGAAAUGGCCACAUUAUUUCCUAAGAGGCCAAGUUCUGAGAUGGUUUGCGGGUCGUUGCGUCUGCUGACGUCCAGUGCCAGUCGUCUGCAGGGCGAAUGUCAAAAGGCCCCAACACAUGACUCGCAGCAGGUUAUUCAGUGUGCCUAUGACAUUGCGAAGGCUGCUAAACAGCUAGUUACUGUAACCACCAAAGACAGUACCUGACUUAUGAGUAUCUGAGCACCUUUUCUGUCCAUUGUGUAUGACAGUGUUCAUUUAUUAUUUGCUUUGUUCCUGUUUUACAGCAACAGUAUUAUUGGUGGUGUGUUAUGUUUCUGCAUAAAACACAAUUUAGUUUGUCUUUGCUGUAUUAUUCCAAGUAUUUUUUUAUGUAUGCAGCUUUCUACAUAGACUAACUUAACUUGCAAGGCACUAAGCCUUGAUAAGCUGUGGCUCACUUUUUGUACUAGCUUAAUUUUUUUAAAUGAAACACACAUUUUAUUUGUUUCCCAUGGUGCUAAUUAACAGAUUAUAACAAUGUCUCUUUUGCGUUUGUGUAUGUAUAAACAAAACAAGGCAUGUAUUCAUUUAAAACCAGCACAUUUCAUAAAUACCAGAUGAGUUGUUUCAGUUUCACACAAAAGAAAAUCAUCAACUGGUUCUUUACCGUUGGACUCGGCUACUGCUGAAAUUCAUAUGGUGUAGUGUUUCGUUGUCUUGAUAACAGCUCACUCACAACGUGAUAGUGACGUAGAUGUGAGGGUGCAAAAUGCCUCAUUUCCUGUGCAAUAAAUACCUUUUUGCCUUGCUGCAAAAUGCUACCUUACUCCUGGUGUUACCAUUGUUUUAAGUAUUCAGAGCGUGUAGUCUUAUAAUGAAGUGCUUUAAGAUGUGAGCUGUACAUCACUCAUACAGUAUGUGUGUUUGGGUGUCAAUUAUAAACUCAAUAUAUAUACUUACUCACACGACGCACUCUGUUGUGAUAUGUAGUGCACCUAGUGAGGGCUGCAAACAUGUCAUGUCAGUGUGUAUCUUAUGUUUAUAAAUAUUUUCACAAAAAUAAUGAUUAAAUUUUUUUCUCAUUGCUAUCCUGAUUAGAGAUUCUCUGUAAUUUGAUUUAUUUCUAUGCAGUUUAAUUCCAGGAUUAUCUGUGAAGGUUUUCAUUCAUCCAGGUCAUCGAAAAAUGGCAGUAUGACAGCGUUUUAGUACCACGUUAAAAUAAAGUAUUUUUUUUAUUUUUAUAAUAAUCUCAUAAUAGGCCUUGCAAUUUCAUAAGGUCACAACUUUAUUCUUGUAAAAGGCCUGUUAUGAGAUUAGUUUCAAGUCAUUGAGACUUUAUUUUUGUAAUGUUAUGACAUAAUUACAAAUUUUUUAUUUUAAGGUGUCAAGUCAACCUAUAUUUAUAGAGCACAUUUAAAUACAAAACAAGUUGACCCACAGUGCUUUACAGGUCAAACAAACAAAAUAACAGAGUGUUAUAAAAACAGAUUGAUUUAAAGGAAAAUAGAAAACAUAAUAAAAUAAAAACAUUUCAAAUACAACAUAAUGUAUUUAUCCAUUUCAAACUAUUCAAUGAUCUAUUCAAAAGGUGGAACUAAAACGCCUUCAUAUGGCAGUUUAUUCAUGUCAACUGGAAAAGAAAAAAGACCAUGAAUAAUCUUUUAUAUUGAAGUGAUAUGUUCAUUUGUUACCUUGUCUGUCCAAAGAAUGUGUUCAUGUGUUGCCUAAAAAUACCAAUAGCAAACAAUUGCUUAAUGGCCACCAGCUGCUGUGUGAUUCUGGGUUUAUGUGGUAUUGCAUUGUAUUAUUUAACACAUUGUAUUAUAUUUAUAUUCAAGUUAUCAUAUAUGUAAGCUGCUGGUUGUCAAUUAUGUAUGCAACUAAUCUGGUGUGAGUUAAAUCUUGUCUUUGUAUUUCUUUCACCUGUUGCUAUUGGAUGUGUAUUCAUGCGUCUACCUUCUGUGGCCUUCAUAUGGGAUAAACAUCAUGUAGUUGAUGCUGCUUCCAUGAGUGUUGUUACUAAAUAAUAAAACAGCAU
Xyrauchen texanus (razorback sucker) is the source of this 4154-nucleotide messenger RNA. It is a transcript of the gene git2b, whose product is annotated as G protein-coupled receptor kinase interacting ArfGAP 2b. The coding region runs from base 137 to 2341 and encodes 734 amino acids. Gene Ontology annotation, molecular function: protein binding; GTPase activator activity. The record is from RefSeq and is a predicted model, not a curated record. NCBI's taxonomy places the organism in Eukaryota, Metazoa, Chordata, Actinopteri, Cypriniformes, Catostomidae. Gene Ontology annotation, biological process: brain development; regulation of ARF protein signal transduction. The transcript is spliced from 20 exons.